UGUGGUUGGGACAAGUUAUCUCAAACUUUCGGUGUGUUUGUUCUUUUCAAAGCCCUAUAUAUAAAUCUCACCUCUUUCCUUCUCUUUUUACACUCUCUUAAGAUCAAAACCCAUCCCUUCUUCUCAAAUUUUAGAACUUCCCCUGUUUUUGUUUCUAAACAUCCCACCAAGUUUCUUGGCUCAUUCUUCAAAAUCCUGAUUUGGAAUCAAAAGGGUUUGUGGGGAAUCUGGUUGACUCGAUACCCAGAACUUCAAAACGACAUUUUUACAGACAAUGAUUCUUGAACUGAACAGGUUCAUCAGCAGCCUGUGGAGCUUUCACUCUGUUUUCGACAAAAAAUCUAUCGUCGAUAAGAGCUUCUAUUUCUGGAUCUUCCACAUUUUCAAUAGAAACAGCUUCAAUACUUAGCCGAAAAACGCAGAAACCCCAUCAAAAAACACUUCAUUUCCCCUUAUUUCGCUGUUUCUUUGUUUUUCUUUAGAGAAUGGGAAGUGCUUCUCUUCCACCAGGCUUCAGAUUUCACCCAACAGAUGAAGAAUUGGUGGGUUAUUAUCUCAAGAGAAAAGUUGAAGGACUUCCAAUUGAGCUUGAAGUCAUUCCUGUUAUUGAUUUGUACAAAUUUGAUCCUUGGGAACUCCCAGAGAAAUCAUUCCUUCCAAAACGAGAUAUGGAGUGGUUUUUCUUCUGUCCACGCGAUCGAAAAUACCCUAAUGGAUCAAGAACUAAUAGAGCUACCAAAGCUGGCUACUGGAAAGCCACCGGAAAAGACAGGAAGAUCCACUGCCAAUCUUCUGUCAUAGGAUACCGAAAGACCCUCGUUUUUUAUCGUGGUCGAGCGCCGUUAGGCGAUCGAAUGGAUUGGGUUAUGCACGAGUAUCGACUUUGUGAUGAUUUCUCUCAUGGAACUCCUAACUUGAAGGGUGCUUUUGCUUUGUGUCGAAUUCUGAAAAGGAAAGAACAAACACAUAAAAAGGAGAAUCAUCGAGAUCCGAAAGGUAAUGUCGUUGGCACCAGUCGGGCUCAUGAAGAUUCUACGUCGACAAGACUAGUCGUUGCAAAUGAAAUGUCGAACAAUUCGUCUCAGACAAAUUUCCUCGCAGAUGGGAGUUGUUUGUCGAGCUUGAUGACAACCUCGUAUGAUACGAAUCCGAUGUCUCUAUAUAGCACAACCAUUAUGGAGACAGAUCCUGAAAAGAUAUGGAUCUCACCUGAUUUGAUUCUUGACUCAUCCAAGGACUAUCCUGAAAUGGAAGGAGCUAUGUCUGUAUGCUUUCCUCAGUUCGAGUAUUUGGGUUCGACAAUGCGUUGGCAGUCAUACGAGCACACCGAAAUGUCUCCGAGUUCAUCGUACUCGAAUUACACAGCCGACAUUGAGCUUGAAGACCAUACUCAACACAUAAACUAUAUGCAAUGAACAAGGUUUUGACCUUAAGAGGGGAAAAACACAGUACAAAGAUCGUUCGGCCUAGCUUUUGAAUUCAUUGGUGGUUUAACAUGAUGUCAGGUCAAAAACAUUACGUGAGAUUGAAAUCUCAACGGGUCCCGAAGCCAACACCUUUUAUUGUCGGUCUUCGAUACGGGAAUAAAGGGGAGUGUUAUUCUAGAAUCUUGACCA
This is a messenger RNA of Cucurbita maxima (winter squash), 1616 nucleotides long. Its product is annotated as NAC domain-containing protein 71-like. Gene Ontology annotation, molecular function: DNA binding. The transcript is spliced from 4 exons. The record is from RefSeq and is a predicted model, not a curated record. NCBI's taxonomy places the organism in Eukaryota, Viridiplantae, Streptophyta, Magnoliopsida, Cucurbitales, Cucurbitaceae. Bases 486 to 1415 code for a protein of 309 amino acids. Gene Ontology annotation, biological process: regulation of DNA-templated transcription.